Messenger RNA from Capra hircus (goat), 1277 nucleotides. RefSeq names its product eukaryotic translation initiation factor 3 subunit F. Gene Ontology annotation, biological process: translational initiation. NCBI's taxonomy places the organism in Eukaryota, Metazoa, Chordata, Mammalia, Artiodactyla, Bovidae. The record is from RefSeq and is a predicted model, not a curated record. The transcript has a single exon. Bases 7 to 1116 code for a protein of 369 amino acids. Gene Ontology annotation, cellular component: eukaryotic translation initiation factor 3 complex, eIF3m. Gene Ontology annotation, molecular function: translation initiation factor binding; metallopeptidase activity; translation initiation factor activity.
GACAAGAUGGCCACACCAGCAGUACCGGCGAGCGCGCCUCCCGCCACCCCAUCCGAAGCCCCAGCUGCGGCCUCAUCUCCGGCCUCGGCCUCGGCCCCGGCCCCGGCCCCAGCCUCAGCCUCGGCCCCGGCUCCAUCGCCGGCUCCGGCUCCAGCUUCAUCGCCGGCUCCCGCGUCAUCCUCAGACCCGGCAGCAGCAGCGGCUACGACCGCGGCUCCGGGCCAGACCCCGGCCUCAGCGCCAGCCCCAGCGCAGACCCCCGCACAGUCUCUCUCUGGCCCUGCUCUCCCAGGCCCCUUCCCCGGCGGCCGCGUGGUCCGGCUGCACCCGGUCAUUUUGGCCUCCAUCGUGGACAGCUACGAGCGACGCAACGAGGGAGCUGCCCGAGUUAUCGGGACCCUGCUGGGAACCGUUGACAAGCACUCAGUGGAAGUCACCAAUUGCUUUUCAGUGCCACACAAUGAGUCAGAAGAUGAGGUGGCUGUUGACAUGGAAUUUGCUAAGAACAUGUAUGAGUUGCACAAGAAAGUCUCUCCAAACGAGCUCAUCCUGAGCUGGUACGCUACAGGCCAUGACAUCACGGAGCACUCAGUGCUGAUCCAUGAGUACUACAGCCGAGAAGCCCCCAACCCCAUUCACCUCACAGUGGACACCAGCCUCCAGAAUGGCCGCAUGAGCAUCAAGGCCUACGUCAGCACUUUAAUGGGUGUUCCUGGGAGGACCAUGGGGGUGAUGUUCACCCCUCUAACAGUGAAAUACACAUACUACGACACUGAACGCAUAGGAAUUGACCUGAUCAUGAAGACCUGUUUCAGCCCCAACCGGGUGAUCGGCCUCUCCAGUGACUUGCAGCAAGUGGGCGGGGCUUCCGCUCGCAUCCAGGACGCCCUCAGCACAGUGUUGCAGUAUGCGGAGGACUUGCUGUCUGGGAAGGUGUCAGCCGACAAUACCGUGGGCCGCUUCUUGAUGAGUCUGGUUAACCAAGUACCCAAAAUAGUUCCUGAGGACUUCCAGACCAUGCUCAACAGCAAUAUCAACGACCUGUUGAUGGUGACAUAUCUGGCCAACCUCACACAGUCACAAAUUGCCCUCAAUGAGAAGCUUGUGAACCUGUGAAGGGGCCACGGGCAGCCCUCCUGCCACACUGGGUCCCAGCCAAGCCCAGGACCCAGAAUGGAGUGAAGGAGAAAUGGUGUCUUUGUGGUCUGAGUCACAUUGAGUCAAUCAACUGCUUGUGACUCUAAAUAAACAUAGAGUACCUUUCGUAAGUGAAAAAA